Molecule: messenger RNA, 4269 nt
Organism: Pogona vitticeps (central bearded dragon)
Lineage: Eukaryota; Metazoa; Chordata; Lepidosauria; Squamata; Agamidae
Biological process (GO): toll-like receptor signaling pathway; inflammatory response
Cellular component (GO): plasma membrane
Molecular function (GO): protein binding; signaling receptor activity
Source: RefSeq, a predicted model, not a curated record
AAACAGAAACUCCAGUUCACUUCCCCCUUGAGCAGACAAAAAGUAAUAAUGCAAGCUAAUUAAAAAGGAAAGACACCCUCCCCCACAAGACCGAAAAAUAGACUGCGAUUAUACUAAAUCAAACUCGAAGUCACUAAGGAACAAGAAGGCUGGGGAGAAUAAGAUUCAUUUGGUGAUGUAACAGCUUUUGGCACUGAGGAUCAUUCUCACCAAUGGGCCGAAUGAGUCUCCUACACCCUCUCGUGGCUUUUAUUCUACUGAACACUCAAGAGGCAGCUGCCUACGGCUUCAGGAACUGCAUACAGUCCGAAAGCAAUCCAGGGUAUUUCAAGUGCAUGCAGCGCUUCAUAAACUCCAUCUCUAGUGUUGUGGAUGACCUUCCUGGGAAUGCAACUGUGAUCAAUGCAUCUCUUAACUCCAUUAUAUCCUUGCCUUACGGGAGUUUCCGCCACCUCCCGGCGCUGAAGACUUUGCAUCUGAGCCACAACAAAAUGGAAAACAUAGAAGAUGGAGCCUUUGAGAAUCUCUCUGCCUUGCAGAACCUCAACCUCUCCUGCAAUUAUCUCACAAAUUUAUCCAGAGAUGUCUUUCAGGGUUUGGACAACCUUACCGUCCUCCUUUUGCAUAAUAACUAUUUGCAUACAAUCCAUCGGGACACACUGAACCCAUUACAAAACCUCCUGAAACUAGAUCUCCAGUUCAACAGCUUUGGAAGCUUUGAAGAAAUCGUUCAAAGCUUGCAGAGACUGAGGUGGCUGAGGCAGCUCAAUUUGUGCAACAAUAAUCUGACACUCCUCAAGUCUGAGCUAAGCCUUCCUGUUUCCUUGUCUUACCUCUUCCUCUGCAACAAUUCCCUGAGUCAGGUGGACGGUAAUGAACGACAGUUCCUGAAGAAUGUGAAGGUACUAGACCUUUCUUUCAACAAGAUCUCCAAUGUCUCUUCCUUUGCUACAGUCAGCCUCCGAAAUCUAAGCAGUCUACAAUUGAAAGGGACCGGCAUUGACAUCUUCCAACUUCUAAAUAUUUCUGACCUGCAGCCUCACUGCUUGGACUAUUCAGGGUUGCAAUUAAAUAAAGGGUCACAGUUAAUCGAGCUGUGCCAGUAUCUUCAGAGAUCCAACCGUUCCUUGCAUCAUCUGCUUCUACAGAAGAACAAUCUCCGGAACCUGAGCAGCAACAUCUUUUCAACAUGUCCUCCCAUCCAGAUGCUGGACCUUUCCAGGAACCAUCUCAGAUCAGUCAGUUGUAUAACAAAUAUAUUGGAUGUGAGAACGCAAAACCAACUCCGGACUUUGGUGGUGGAGCACAACUUGUUGAAUAGUCUAAGGUACUGCUUAAAUAGCACUGCCUUAGAACAGCUGACAACGAUCUCCUUCCGUUUCAAUCGCAUCCUCUCAGUCCGCAGCUUUGCUUUCCACUAUGCCCCUAACCUGCAGACCCUCCACCUCAAUAUCAACAUCAUAGCUUAUUUGGACAAAAAAGCCUUAAGGGGUUUAAGACAGCUCAUUGAGUUGCGCUUAGAUAAUAAUCUUCUUACUGAUAUCUAUGAAGAGAGCUUUGAUGACUUGAGUAGCCUGCUGACACUCAAUCUUCGGAACAAUCGUAUUUCCGUCCUCUUUCCUGGUGUCUUCAAAAAUCUUGGAAAGCUUCAUAUCCUGGACCUGGGGGGGAACAAUAUCCGCCGUUUGACCAAUGGGUCAUUUGAGGGACUGCAGAAUCUGAACAAUCUCUACCUGGACGGCAAUCGUAUUGAAAACAUUAGCUACACCUUUUUUCAUGCAGUGGAGAGAACUCUUAAAGUCCUGGACCUAAUGGGCAACCGGAUACACUAUAUCAGCAUGAAGCAGGACCAUCCGCCUCCAUUCCUGAACCUGCAACACGUUUACGAUCUCAAGCUCCAGGCUCAGCAACCCUAUGGCUUGAAAAUCAUCCCGCCAAAAUUCUUCAAAGGCUUGGUCUCCUUGCGUAGUCUCUUUCUGUCAGAAAAUAAGAUCCUCUCGAUUGCACCAGAUGUCUUUGAUGACCUAAAACAGCUGGAAUAUCUAAGUAUGACUGAUAGCAGUAAUGGUAUGGGGAACUUUCCACCUGGUAUCUUCAAGAAUCUUAGAAACCUGACUAGUCUCAACUUGGAGAAUGCUGGCAUUCACACAUUGACUUUGGAGGUCUUUGGCAACCUUACCGGAUUGCGCAACCUCUUUCUAGGGAAAAAUGAGCUGCAGACAGUCAAUAGCAGUGUGAUAGAAAAGCUCACCUCAUUGCGAUACCUCGAUCUGCGUAAAUGCCCCUUGUCUUGCACCUGUGAUAACAUCGACUUCCAGAGAUGGCUGUAUAACGGUCAGGUUCAGGUUGUUUAUUUGUACAACUACACCUGCGGUGCUGGGCAACACUCCAGUUACGUGUAUAGCUUUGAUACCCAUGUCUGUUACCAAGAUGUGGGUUUCUACCUGUUCCUUGUCACUUUCCCCGCUCUAUUGCUUCACAUACUGCUAUCUUUCCUCUACCACCGUACCUACUGGCAGUUAAAAUAUCAUUUCUACAUCUUACGUGCUUGGGUCAGCAAUCACUGGAGGCGGGGCAAAGAUGAGCAUUACAAAUUUGAUGCCUUCGUCUCUUAUAACUCCACUGACGAGAGGUGGGUUUUGGAGCACUUGGUGCCCAGACUUGAGAAAGGAGGGAGUCCCGUCUUUCGGCUCUGUCUCCAUCAUCGGGACUUUCAGCCAGGGAAGUAUAUCAUAGACAACAUUGUGGACAGCAUCCAUAACAGUCGGCACACCAUAUGUAUCAUCAGCAGGAAUUACCUGCAGAGCGAAUGGUGCUCGAUGGAGAUUCAGCUUGCCAGCUAUCGCCUCUUUGAUGAGCUGAAAGAUGUUCUCAUCCCCAUUUUCUUAGAGGCCAUUCCUGAGCGUGAGCUCUCUGCCUAUCACCGGAUGCGGAAAGUCAUGCUGAAAAAGACCUAUAUUGCAUGGCCUCCGGAACCUGAAGCUCAGAAUUUGUUCUGGGCUAAGUUAAGGACGGCUCUAAAAGCUGGCAACUCUGAGGAAGUGCAAGAGGAAGAGAUGGCGUACUGGUCUGCUGAAGACAGUAAACUAGGUUUGGAAUCAAAUGGCAAGAUGGAGUAGGAGGAAGGGAGCAUCAUCCAAGGCACUAGUUUUCCAAACAAGAACACACUGUACAAGAUUUGCUGAAAACAGCAUGAGGGGGCUUGGACUUAGCAGAAGCAACAAGGAGUCCUGUUGUUGAGACACAUUAAAGACUAAUGGACAAGAUCCUGUUACUCAACGUGAUCGUGUAAGGUCUUUUACUGGCUUUCCAUCAUAUGCCCAGGCAACCUCUGGUAGUGCAACUGGGUGUUCAACAGCCAGAGAUGUGUGAAAACAGAGGACAGGAUUUGGUCUUGCUACAAUCAUGACCGAGCUUUCUCACAUAAAAUAAUGAGUGGUAGAAGGCUAAGAUAGUGGGGUGGGGGGGACACUACAUCACUGCAGAUGGCAAGAAAUAAACUCCAAAUAUUGCUCCACAUGUCAAACUCCCAGCAAGUGGAAAUGCACCUCUCUGGUAUAAUAAUUCUAAUUUAAAAGUCUGGCGACUCUGAUGUCAUAGGAGCAAUGAAAGUGCUGAGUCUAUUUUGGGGGUUAGGGUUCAGUGCCUCAACUGUAAAGUUUGGAUUAAAACCUGGAGCAGAAUCACUGUCCCAAUGACACCUGACUCAAACUGUCUUAAUAAACUGUUCUCAUGUUUUAUUUUCAGGGAGUUCUCAAUACAGAGCAUUUUAAAAUGUAGCAUCCAUUUUUGAGUGGCACAGUCCAUUGUACCAUCUCAUGCUGCUACACAUGUAGGCCAGGCUUAUUCUGCACAACCCUUUUACAUUCCCCUAAUAAAACAUGAGAAAAAAAGUAAAUGGGUGUUGGGCUAAACUUGUCCCAUGCAUCUGGUAACACUAACAAUCCAGAGAACAGAAAUCAAGGUAGACCCACCACAUCUAUCCAUCUUUGGAUGUUGGGUGUCUUCCUUAAAAUCUGGUGUAGACGCGGAAGACUUUGGCUCUUGUAUAUUUGUAAAUAUAUGCAGCUUGUGGAUAAAUAAGCAUAAACAAACAUCCAUGAUGGAUGUGUGCUUAGAGUCUGAGUAAGUGGGUUUCAUCCACAAAAGCUUCCAAUUUGUUUUAUUUUUAGUGGUCCAGAAAAAGGUAUUGCCCGCUCUUGCAUUUGUGUAAUCCUCUCGACCCCACAAGCCCUUCUUCCCUUUUUCAUAAAUAAUACAGAACACCAA